AUGCAUUUCUUUGGUAUUGGGAUUGAGAAAAGAGUGGGACUAGUGGCUCUGGAACUGGAUGAAUUUGGGAAGUGUCAGAUAAUUGUUCCAUCACUGAAUGAUGUUCCUGUACAUUACCUAAAACCCAACAGUUUAGUGAAAUUUCGCUGCAUGGUUCAAGAUAUGUUUGAUCCUGAGUUUUACAUGGGAGUAUAUGAAACAGUUGACCCGAAUACAAACACACGUUUUUACGGAUACAUUAGUGCAAGCCAAGCUCGAGUUAGUCCUUCCACAUCCUACACACCAAGUCGCCACAAGAGGAGCUACGAGGAAGAUGAGGACAUGGAUCUGCAUCCAUCUAAACAGAAAGAGCAACAUCUGGAUUUCAUGGAUUUGUCCUCUGAAGUCAUGAUGGAACAAGCGAAACGGUACACUACACAUUUUUGUAUUGUAUUUGAAAUGCUCUUUGAUUCACUAGUAUGCUCCAUUGACUAUGAAACUUCCAACAGCAAAUUUCUGUGCUGUUCCCAUGUUGAAUGCUCCCUUAUUCAGCAAAUCCGGGUUUAUGAGAGCUGGGACAGCUUCAAAGUCAAUGAUGUUCUGGAGGUGUAUGGGAUUUUGUCUGUGGAUCCGGUGCUAAGCAUAGUAAACAGCGACGAGAGGGACAGCUCAACCCUCGAUCCCGUGGAGUCCAUGGACACGACGGAGGAGCAGAGAGUGCACAGUCCUCCCGCCUCCUUAGUCCCCAGAAUCCACGUGAUCUUGGCGCAGAAAUUACAACACAUUAACCCGUUACUGCCUGCCUGCCUUAAUGAAGAGGAGAGUAAAACCUUUGUUUCUAAUUUCAUGUCUGAGCUGUCACCAGUGAGAGCAGAGUUGCUUGGGUUCCUCACCCACGCGCUCUUGGGAGACAGUUUGGCUGCUGAGUACCUGAUACUGCAUCUCAUCUCUACCGUGUACGCCAGACGAGAUGUGCUUCCUCUGGGAAAAUUCACAGUCAACUUGAGCGGGUGUCCGAGAAACAGCAUCUUCACAGAGCACAUAUACCGCAUCAUCCAGCAGCUUGUUCCAGCGUCCUAUCGCCUACAAAUGACGAUUGAGAACAUGAACCAGUCUCGAUUUAUCCCACACAAAGACUACGCAGCCAAUCGCUUGGUCAGCGGAGUGUUGCAGCUCGCCAGCAACACCUCCCUUGUCGUGGACGAGACUCAGCUUGAGCAAGGACAGCUCGACACAACAGGUGUACACAAUGUGACCGCGCUGGGUAACCUGAUCACUUGGCAGAAGGUGGAUUAUGACUUCAGUUACCACCAGAUGGAAUUCCCAUGCAAUAUUAACGUUCUUAUCACUUCAGAGGGCCGAUCACUCCUACCGUCAGAUUGCCAAGUCCACUUACAGGCACAGAUCAUUCCGCCCAACAUGGAGGAGUAUAUGAACAGCCUCCUGAAAGCGGUGCUGCCUUCGGUGCUGAACAAAUUCCGAAUUUACCUAAGUUUAUUGAGGCUGCUGGACUACAGUAUAUCUGACGAAGUGACCAAGGCGGUAGAAGAAGACUUCGUAGAAAUGCGCAAGAAUGACCCCGAGAGCAUAACGGCCGAUGACCUGCACAGAACUCUGCUGGUGGCGAGGUUCCUGUCUCUGAGCGCGGGGCAGACGACGCUGUCGCGAGAGCGGUGGCUGAGAGCCAAACAACUGGAGGCGUUACGUAAAGCCAGACUUCAGCAGCAAAAAUGCGUUAAUGGGAAUGAACUUUAA
Columba livia (rock pigeon) is the source of this 1734-nucleotide messenger RNA. RefSeq names its product minichromosome maintenance complex binding protein (gene MCMBP). The record is from RefSeq and is a predicted model, not a curated record. The transcript has 14 exons. NCBI's taxonomy places the organism in Eukaryota, Metazoa, Chordata, Aves, Columbiformes, Columbidae. Gene Ontology annotation, biological process: DNA-templated DNA replication. The coding region runs from base 1 to 1734 and encodes 577 amino acids. Gene Ontology annotation, molecular function: chromatin binding.